AUGAAACAAAUCUCAUCAUUUUUAUCUGAAAUAUCAGAUCAAUUUAGAACAGUUGUUGUUGAUGCAAUUAAAUCAUUAUGUCAAAAAUUUCCACGUAAACAUACUGUAUUAAUGACAUUUCUUUCAAAUAUGUUACGUGAAGAAGGUGAUUAUGAAUAUAAAAAUGCAAUUGUUAAUACAAUUAUUUCAAUUGUUGAAGAAAAUCCUGAAGCGAAAGAAGCAGAUUGUGAACAUGCAUCAUUAGCUACUCGUAUUAUUCAUUUAUUGGGUCGUGAAGAACCACGUACAACAACACCAGCAAAAUAUAUUCGUUAUAUUUAUAAUCGUGUUAUUCUUGAAAAUGCACCUGUUCGAGCUGCUGCCGUAAGUUCAUUGGCUAAAUUUGGUGCAGCAUCAGAAGAUUUAUUACCAAAUAUUUUGGUACCUUUACAACGAACAACACUCGAUCAAGAUGAUGAAGUUCGUGAUCCAAUGAAUGUAUCAUUAUCAUCACUUGAACGUCUUUUACAUCAUUAUACAAUUGAACCAACAACAAAACCAUUUGAUGUUCGAUCUGUACCUGUUGAAGCAGUUCUGGUUGAACAACCUAAAGAUAUUAGUAUUGGUGUUGGUCUUCCACGUCCAGGAAUUGAAUCGAAAACAAAUCGAGAAAAUACUUAUGAUGAACAAUUAUCUGCUAUACCAGAAUUUGCUCAUUUGGGUCCAAUAUUCAAAUCAUCAUUACCAGUUGAUUUAACUGAAAGUGAAGUUGAAUAUGUUGUACGAUGUAUAAAACAUAUUUUUAGUCAUUAUAUUGUUUUUCAAUUUGAUAUCAAUAACACACUAAAUGAUCAAUUAUUAGAACGAGUAACUGUUCAAAUCGAUGGAUCAGCUGAAGGUUUUGAAGUUGUCCAUUGUACUACUUGUCAAGUUAUUAAAUGUAAUGAUACGGGUACAACUUAUACAUUAGUUAAAUUACCUGAUGAUUCAUCAGCUGUAACUGGUAAAUUAGCAUGUACAAUGAAAUAUACAGUUAAAGAUUGUGAUCCAACGACCGGUGUACCAGAUGAUGAAGAAGGUUAUGCUGAUGAAUUUGUGCUUGAAGAUAUUGGAAUAACAGAAGAAAUUGGAGCUGAAAAUGAACUUGAAGAUACAUAUACAUUAUUAAUUCCAACACUUGAAGAAUGUGUGAAGAAAAUAAUAAAUUAUAUGGGAAUGCAAGCUUGUGAACGAUCAGACAAAAUUCCAGAAGGCAAAGCAUCACAUGCACUUUAUUUAGCGGGUGUCUAUCGUGGUGGACAUGAUGUACUUGUUCGAGCAAAAAUGGCAUUGGGUGGUACAACAGUAUAUCCAGGAGCACAAGCUAUUACCAGGCAAUUAACAAUACGUUCGACAGAUGAAUCAGCUGUGCAAGUUAUUGCUUCAGCAGUCGAAUAA
Rotaria sp. Silwood1 is the source of this 1416-nucleotide messenger RNA. Lineage: Eukaryota; Metazoa; Rotifera; Eurotatoria; Philodinida; Philodinidae. The record is from the annotation of a GenBank genome assembly.